Molecule: messenger RNA, 10399 nt
Organism: Lineus longissimus
Lineage: Eukaryota; Metazoa; Nemertea; Pilidiophora; Heteronemertea; Lineidae
Exons: 54
Coding region: 85-9390 (3101 amino acids)
Biological process (GO): signal transduction
Molecular function (GO): calcium ion binding; GTPase activity; protein binding
Source: RefSeq, a predicted model, not a curated record
GAGUGGAUUUGGUUGCCAACGAGCUGAUAAAGCGUGAUAUCUGCUUUCCUGUCGAAGUCUGGAUUCACACAAGUAACAGGAGCGAUGGGGAAGAAAGGAAAAGUUGGAACAAGCAUAAUAUUCGAUAAGAGAGCAGAAAACCAUGUCAAAGGAUACCACCCUCUGGGUGAUGUGGCAAACUCGAGCAUUGGCGCCAUCAAACAUCUCGAUCUUGGUAGCGAUGAAUGUGUCACAGAUGCCGUCUUGUACAAGUUAGCUCGUGCACCAGGAUGGGAUUUCAAAAAGUUGGAGACAAUAAAUCUCUCUGGAUGUCGAUAUGUGACAGAUCGCGGGAUCAAGUGGCUGUCGGAAAUAAUGAAGAAGUCUGACAGUAUUGAACAGGUUCAACUUGAUGGCUUAGAAAACGUCACCGAAAAUUGUUUUGCUCAUUUGGCGGAUACUGCAACAAUCAGGGUCAAGGUCACGUGCACAGGUUCUGGCGUUCGAUUCGUUAAACCUUAUAAUAAACAGCUCAUUAUUGACUCAGCAUCAGCAGCCAUUGAUGAGGUUUUCCAACAAAAAGCCGUACCACAGAAUAUAGGCCAUGUAGUUGUCUGUCCGGAACAGCACACAAGAUUCAGCCUGACAGCCUAUAUCGGACAGAAAAAGAAAGAACCCCUCAAGCCGUUGUUUUACCACUUGGGGGCCGGGAUUGCUUGGACAGAAAUCAGCCCUACACAUCCCUGGUUUGAGAAGAUCAUUCCUGAUGAGCCGUCUGUUGUCGUCAUUCCCUACGAUUCAUCGACCGCUGCUAACACAGUUGAAGACCAUGUGUUCAACAUCAUACGAUACUUCGUUGGCAGGAGUCCACCUGUCCAUAAAACGUACAGUGCAUGUCGGUUCAUCGUGGUUGGAAUUGGUGGAGAGCAUGCUCCGCUGAAGAAGGCUGACCUUUCUACAUCUCUCGGCAUAAAACAACUAGAGGACUUCAUCAAGGAAAAGGAGAGAACUUUGAACGAUUUAAUCCAACUGCAACAAGAACAAUACGCUGAGGCAAUCAAAAUGGUAGAAAACCUGAAGGCAUUCACAGAAACAAAGGGAAUGAUUGAGUUCAUGUCAGUCAAUAUAGAUGGCGCUGGCGGACUGCAAGAGUUCAUCAAAACUACUGCCGAUACCUUGCUCGCCGAUCGCCAACGUAGAGCGCAUCACUACUCUUUUCCAGCCGACUUCGAGAGCGUCUUUACAACCUUGAGCAAGCAGCAUGGCCAUGCGAUCACCAUGGACAAGUUUGAUGAAGAAAUCGAAAAAGUCAUCCAACCAGGUGACAUCAGACGAGACAAAAUGUUGGUGAAACUGUUUCAUAAUAUGGGAAGAUGCAUCUAUUUAGACAGUGACGCAGAAUCCUUGGUCAUCCUCAACAUCUUGUGGUUCUUCGACCUUAUGAAUGACCUCAUGACGACAAAGAUGACAAGUUGUACUAAUGUUAUCCCCUGCCUCACUCAAGACAUAGAAGGCUUGUCUGAGGACGAGAUGAAGACAUUGGUGAAGACUUGUGGGUCGGACUAUUGCCUGUUAAUGCGCCUCAUCUGGAUAAGUGGACCAGUCUUGACCAUCCCCUGCUGGAGGGAGGUACCAUCGGAUAUUGACAAGAUGGUGUCGGUCAAUCUACAAAAUGCAACCAAACCACCAGUGCCAUUGGAGCACUACUGGCAGGAAGGCAAAGAAGAGAAGAACCUCUACACUGCGAGUAACAUCUUCAAGUUGGUGUGUCCUCCCCCUGGGGAUCUGAUGUCGCGUGUGGCAGCCCUGGUGUCAAACGUGGCCCGUUUCCAAAUCUUGUCAUCCCAGGGAUAUGUCGUCCAUCAAGGCGCUGUGGAGGUGAUUCUUUAUAUGAAGAACAUGACUGAAAUCAUUCUCGAAGCACGCACAAUCUCACCUCCAGGGAAGGAGAGCAUGUUCGAAGAGAAGAAGGAUCUACGCAAGUACCUGUGGAGUGUUCUCAACCUCCAUUUUGAUUUCCUGGAGUUUAUCUUGAAGCAGAUCGGUGCCAUCUACAGUAUUGUGAGGAAAGGCGGCGACUGCGGACCAUGGAACUUCUCAAUCUGCUCACAUCACACGUGGGAGAAGCCGAUCGUUGCCGCUGGAGAGACUUUGAAGAAGAUGACAGUGUGUACGCUGUGCCAGAACUGUUCCUGUGAUGGCAUCCAUUGUGAUCAUAAUGGCGUCCCCGGCGGAAAGUAUCGUGAAUGUGGGUGCGAGACUGAUGUGACCGCGUGCUGGAAUUGCGGGAUAUGUCGGAGAUGUGCGGAGAUUGUUUGGAGAGUUAAAAGCUACCUCAGACCAAGCCAGGGGGAUUGGAAACAAAUGGUCCUGAAAGAUCUUCGCAACCCUGCCUGUAAGAUGUUCUUGACUGCCACAGACAUCAAUGUUGUUUUCAAUGAACUAGACAUCUUCACUCCGACUGCGGUUGGUCCUUACGUUGCCUUGAUUGACGUUGGCGGAGCAAGCAACGUGCAGAUAUUCCCUGGAAAUGUCACAACUAUCACAAAGCCAGUGGUCGACAUUGACCAAAACACCCUGAAGCCAAGCGCAAAAUGGAACAAGGGGGACCAGCUACAAGUCCGGCUCCUCACCCCUAAGGCGACAGUCAAGGAUCUUGACAACACAGCAUCGGAUGGCCUAAUGACUACACUUUUCAAUUCCCACAUUAGUAGACGAGUACGGAUAUGGCAAGCAGAAGGCAUUCUUGCCUACACACCCCUGACCAUGUCACCACCAGUCGGUCUCUAUGCUGGCAAACUUCCUCUCUCACCAGAGCACAACUACUUCGAAAUCGGAAUCCUUGACAUGGGCAAAAAGGGGACAAUUUCAUUAGGGAUUAUACCUGAAAAUUAUCCCAAUGAUCAGCAGAUCGGGUGGCGCGAUCGGUCAGUCGGUUACCAUGGUGAUGAUGGAGGUGUCUUCCUGUCGUCCGGGUAUCCGCAGAAGAAGUUGGUAACAUGGAAGGCUGGAGAUGUCAUUGGAUGUGGUGUCAACUUCAACGACGAUGGCACUAAGAAUUUAUAUUUCUCCCACAAUGGAGAGAAAAAGUAUGUCCUGACUGGAGUGGAUAGUCUGCCUAAACAAGUCUACCCAGCGGUAGGCUUCCAUUCCAAGUAUGAGAAAGUCCGGCUUCUAACAGAAAGUGUCUGGAAAGCAUAUGGACAAGUCGACAUGGUGAAGUCAGCCUUCCGUGAUCCAGAUACACUUUAUGGUGAAGACGUUCACAUUAGCCCGCGCAAGAAGCUAAUGUUUGAAAAGGCAUCCGGUUGGGGAGAUAAACGUAUCAGUUGCAUCUUCAUGAAGAAUGUGUCCAAGCAGUUUGUUGUCCUUAAGGUUGUGCCUAAAGCGAAGGAGUACCACAUUGCAUCGUUUAAUCCUGUGAUUAAACCUGGUGAAGACCGAGUUGUCUACAUUCGAAGUGACUGCCAAGAUGUGAACAAAGACUUGACUGGGGAUAUGUUUCAUGUCUUCUACGAAGUCGUCAGCGCAACUUUGGAUGAAGAUGACUUGGCAAAUAUAGCAGAUAAAUUGGAUACAUCAAGAGAUGGGAAAAAGUGCCACAAGCUGAGAUUUGAUUGGGCUGGGAUAGAUUCGGCACAGUCAAAGCUGAAGCCAUUCGAAGAUGAAAAACCAAAUGGUGAUUCCGUGAUCCUAGAAGUGCGAAAGAAUGGUGCAGUGAUCCACAAGUAUUGGGUACCUAAAGCAACGUAUCAUGUUCAGUUGGCUUUCCCACAGGCGAUAUCCGAGGCUCUUAACAAGAUUAGCAUGCAUAUGCCUAGACAGCCGACGUUUGAUCUUCCUGAUGAUUUUGAGCCAGGAAUGCUGCUUGAGUAUUCUCCACCAGGAAUGGACGUGUUUGUCGCUGGCAUAGUCAAGGAAGUCAAGCAGAAGGGCCAAUUAGUGAUUGAGCCAAAAUACAGGCCAAAAGAUUCCGAUGUCGAAGUGGUGUACACCACCUUAGAUUCCAAGUCUAGUGCUGUGAGGCCCAUCGCAAGACCUCCACAUGAAUUGCCAAAACUACGAGGAAUUGAACCUACCGAUCUGUGGGACGUAGCACCCCCUGCGUUGUUUGCACCAGACCAGAUCAAGCCGAAUAUGGUUGAGCAUCUCUGGGGGUUCUGUAUCAAGCGUGGGACGCGAUGCAAGACAAAGUCAUAUUUGUACACAGUUCAGGAAAAACAGCUUGCUACCUUGUCCUUAGAGCUUCUCUUGUCAGACUCCACUGAUAAGCUUCCCGAUGAAAUGAUCCCCUGCACGUUCCUGCCACAGAAUCUCGAUGCAACGUUGGUACAGAACCCGAACAUGACACGUCUUGCGAAUUUCAUGGAACUAAAUGUGCAUCCACUUUGUUACCCAGUUGGCGAGUCUCACAACCUUGUAGCAAUGACAAGCCCUCAUAUCCUGGACAGCACUGGUGUACAGGCAUCAGUUGAACCUGAUCUGAUGUUCCGAGAGUUGACCACUGCUUGGGCUUUUGCAGUACUUGGAACAAGACAGCCUCAGUUAGGAGCUUGGUCGCAAUUGAUUCAGAACAGCUCGACUUCUCUCCAGAACAAGCACCAGGUGAACUGGCGACUGCAACAGAUCUUUUCCAUCUACGCUGCAACUGUGAGCAUCUUGGCCAAUCAUCAUAAUGGCAUCAUGGAGUUGGAGAGCUCGGAGGCGCACCAAACAGUCCUAGAGAUGUUGCUGAAACCAGUCAUCAUUGUGGACCAGGACAUCAAGUCAGGUUCAUGGUGCGAUCCAAAGAAAAUCAUCUGCGUCCCAGCUGAACCUGAGUACGUCUGCAUCGGGCAUUUCUACGCCAGGGAGCGUGAGCUUUGGCCGCCACAUGUCAAGUUCAAACCAGAAUUGUUUACGCCCUACGAAUCUGACCAACACUGCAUUGAAUUCAACUUGAAGUCAAUCGAAAAACUCCCUGAGAAAUUCUUCACAAAAUUUGACAACUUAGAGUACCUGCAGUUGAAAAAUGCCAACAGUCUUGAGGAAUUGCCAACUGAUUUUGGCAACUUUUCGAAAUUGCGUCAGCUCUGGAUGAAUGAUACGACUAUCAAGAAAUUCCCUGUUGCCUUGAACACCGACCAGCUCACACGGGUACAUUUGUGCGCGAGCAAAUUCACGGACAUCCCUGAAAGCAUCUGUGACCUGCCGAAUCUUGGCAUCCUCGACAUGAGCGACAAUCCAAUCAGUAGAAUCACGCCUAGUAUUGCCAAGUUGAAGAAGACCUUGAAAACAUUGAAUAUCUCUGGCAUUCCUUGGCUGAGCUUCCAGAAUUCGGCGAGUAUACUCCCUCCAGACUGGUACAAGCGGGAGAACUUCACACCUGCACAGAAACAGAACUUGAAACUUAUUUCGGAAAUGAAACUCAACAAAUUGUUUAAAGACUGUGAUACUGACCAUAAUGGGAUGCUGGACUCCAAGGAGCUGCCCAACAUGAAUGCUCAGAUGUUCUUCCUCGUUCCUAGGAUAGGGCAUGACUAUGAACCUGGAGAUGCGGAUGGAGGAUUUCCCAUGGAGGUUCUAGAAUUAGAAGGACUCGAGGACCUAUACCUGGAGAACCAGGCCAUCCAUGAUGUCCCACCAGAGAUUGAAAGGUUAACUAAGCUGCGCCACCUAAGUUUGAAAUAUAAUCCACUCCUAGAAACGAUUCCCGGAACAAUAGGUGGCAUGAAAAGCGUCGAGACCAUCAACCUGCGUUGUUGCCCGUCAAUGAAAACGCCGCCGGGUGAAAUAAUCAGCCGGGGCAUCAUUGCAAUCAAAGCCUACCUCAAAUAUCUGUUCGGAGAUGAGACAGAGUGCCACCGGACAAAACUGAUGCUCGUUGGCCUUGGCGGCGCUGGGAAGACAAGUUUGUUGCGUGCAUUGACGUGUGGCGAAUACAAAACGAAACCAACAGUUGGCGAAGACAUCACUGAUGGGAUCGACAUCGGGAGUUGGACUGUGAGUCGGUCUGACGAUAAGCAUAUCACGUUUAGUACGUGGGAUUUUGCCGGGCAGACCAUCUACUACAAUACUCAUCAGUUCUUUUUAUCCAAGAGGGCUGUGUAUCUCCUCCUUUGGACCACACGUCUUGGGUAUGAACAUGCCGGCCUCGAUUUCUGGUUGAGCUCUAUAUCAUGUCACGCACCAGAUACACCCAUCUUCAUUGUGGGGACACAUUGUGAUCAGGUUGCGAAAUCAGAGCUUCCUAAACAGGAAUUGAUGAAGCAAUACAAGCAGAUUGUUGGAUUCCAUUUUGUCAGCUCAAUAACUGGCACGGGUAUUCGAGAGCUACAGGAGGAGUUACUUGAGUCUGCGCUUGGCCAGCAGUACAUGGGAGAAAGGGUACCGAAGAUUUGGAUGGACCUGGAGAAGAAGGUCUUGGAUAAUCGGCGUAACACAAGCAUUAUGAAGUGGAGCGACCUACAAGCUCAUGCUCUCGAAGUUGGUAUCUUUGAUGAGAAGGAUACAAAACAAGCCAUCCAGCUUCUGCACGACCUUGGUACAGUGCAGUACUUCGACAACGACUUCCUGCGAGAACACAUCGUGAUCAACCCGCAGUGGAUUGUGGACGUGAUGUCCUGUAUCGUGUCUGUGAAGGAAUCGCCUAUAAGGGAUGGUAGAUUCUUCCAUAAAGAUAUGAAGAUAAUCUGGAAGAAGGAACGUGAAGAUCUCCACAAGUGGCUGCUCAGGCUGACUGAGAGAUUUGAUCUGACGUUCCCGCUUGUCACGGAGGAAAAAAUCAAUGUCGUCCCUUGUUUGCUACCUCAGCAAGAACCUGGGAUUGAUUGGAUGGAUACGUCUCUUCCCGAGAAUGACUCCAUUCGCGAGAUGAAGAUUGUCUACAAGUUUUCCUACCUCCCUGCUGGCCUGUUCAACCGUGCCCAAGUCCGUCUGUUCGAGUUCUCUGAUAGUUCACGCAUCUGGAAGCAGGGGUCGCUACUCUCAAAGAAUGGUCAUCAAGCUCUUAUCCGACAAACAAAUGACCAGGAAUUAGUUGUGCGUGUGCAAGGCCUGCGACCACAGAAUAUUGUGUUCAUGAUCCACGAAGUGUUUGAGCUACUCAUCAAGGAAUCAUUCAAUGGUGUUCAGUGCGAUUUGUUUCUACCAUGCCCCGACUGCCUCAACAAGGAGAAAACCAAAAACCCAGCGUUAAUGAAGGCGACACUGAUCCGCCAUGCUAUGGAGCUGAAGGCCCCCUAUCUUCAAUGUCGGAAGUACUUCCACACGAUCUCGAUGCCGGAAUUACAAGCAAUUGUUCCGCCAGACAGCACAAUGGAUUUUGAUGUUCAGAUGGAGGCUAGUAUUCUGCUGCUGCGCGACUUGCGCCAGGAAAUGGCAACAGAUGUAUUCAUGCUGUAUUGCAGUGAGGAUCUUGCGGUAAAUGGUGGAGGCCCUGUGUGCCCUACACGACUGAAGGCUGAUAUAGAAAAAGAGGGCUAUAAAGUUACAUUCCCCAACGCCAACACAAGUGUCGAAGACAUGACUCUCGGAUUGAAGGACUGUAAGAUGUUGAUUGUCUGCAUGUCAAACGCCUUCGAAGCAGACUACCAACUGUGUGAUCUCUUCCUGUACGCACGCGACACCCUCGGCAAGCCAUUUCUUGUCUGCGGCAGCGGACAGAACAUGAAUUGGCAGAGAGGCGUGACAGGUGGAAAGAUGGCGUUUGUUGUCAGUGACGUGGUUUACAUCAAUUUUACCAGAAUUGAUAACUAUGAGGUCAAAAUGAAAGAAUUGAAGUCAAAGGUCAAGGACAAGUUGGACAAAGCUGCUGCUGAGAAAAAGUUCCCCCAGUGCUUUUUGAGCUACUGUUGGGCAAAUUCCAACGAAGCCAUCAAGCAUGGUUACAGAGUUGAAGACGACAACACACUUGGCUGGGUCGAUCCACGCGAUAUGAAAAAAAAGCUCGAGGAGGCUGGGAUAUCGUGUUGGUUGGACAUCGAACAGGCGGGAGCCAAGGGAUUGUUCGAGGACAUCAGUGACGGAAUAAAGUAUGCUGAUGUGGUGGUGGCCUGCGUGUCCCGAGAGUACAAGAACUCAGUAAACUGUAUGAUGGAGCUGAGGUUUGCUGUGACGACCAUGAACAAGCCUGUUAUAUUCGCUUCGGUAGGACAAGGUGAUGAGUGGGAACAUGGCGAGAUUGGAAUGCUCAUUGCCAGGAAAAAACAUGAUCUGAAUGACCCGAACGCCAUGCCGAAAAUAAACUUCCAGGAAGAGAGCAAGAAUUCCUUCAGUAAAUUAGUGACGAAGCUGAAGGCAUAUCUCCCUGAUGGCAUCAAGCCUGGUCUUGGUGGAACCAUGAAAGUUGCACGGGGACUUCCCAGGGCUGGAUUGAAGUCGUCUGUUUCUAACAAUAACAUUGUAUUUCAAGAAGAGUACGAGUUGUUACAGCGGAAGUAUUUGCGUCAGGUGACCUGUUUCCCAACAGAGGGAUAUUAUCCACGGAUAUUCGUCCUCGAUUUUGCUGACGAGAAAAAGGAAGAGCAGAAGAAAUGCUCAGACAAGUUUAGCAUCGGACCACAAUGCAAUGCCGAUGUCUCUGAAGUGAAGGAAUGUGACGGAGUAGUAUCAGAAGAUCGUAAAAAAAGCGCACGGCCCAAGAGUUCCAUGAAGAGAGAAAAGACGCUUGUCAAUGACAGCGGCGCUCUGAGCAACGAUUGGCGAGAUGCCAAGUUCUGCUUCCGGAUUCUUUGUGAACAUGACCAGGGUUGGCAUGAGUGCAGCACAAGCAUUGACUACAACGUUUCAUCUGAACGCAAGGUCAUGUUCAUCAAUUCGGUUGCGCCAUAUCUGCUGCGUAUGUACAACAUCCUCAAGCACAGUGGCAUCAUGCUCAACUGUCUUGGUGGAACAAAGGGUGAGAAGUACAUGUCCUUUAUUAGAGAGAGCGUCUCUGGUGACGUCCACGCGGAAUUGAAAGCUUCAUACAUUCGCUGUCAAAACAUGGUCAGGCGGUAUGACCCAGAAAGAAAGAUGGGCAACUUAGAGAGAUGCUUGCUGCCCAGUGGUAAAAUAUUAUGGUUGUGCAAGGAUCAUCAGGAGAAGAAACGUGUCAUAGUCCUCAACUCGGACAUGUCAUCUGGUGAGAUGGGUGAACAGGUCGUAUUUGAAGAGGAUCAUCACCUAAAGGAGGCGCUAGUCAAGUACGCCCACAUGACACAGCCGUAUCGCAUGAAUCGGCCCCCAAAUAAGAAGAAACUUCAGACCAAAAACGAGUCAGACAAUGAGCCUAAUAAAGGAGCAUGGAAAACCACCCAGCUCUCGACCCCGAUGAAGAAGAAGUUCAAAGCGGCAGGAGUAGCAGCAGCAGUUGCCGGAACAUACGACCAUAACCAUGCCAAUGGGAGAGUCGAUAUGGACAAGGGAAGCAAGACUUGUACUCUUAUGUAACUUUACCCUCUCCACCCUGGAUUGGAGCAAACGACAUUUACUUCCCACUUUUUCUCCAAAAUUAUAACUGGCCAGGUACAAUACAGAAAGAGACUUUUGUUAGGAUUCAUUGAAAUUUUGAAUCCCAUUGAUAUUUAUGUUGCAGCUGCUAAAAGUAUUAGGCGGCGAUGUUAGAUACAUGUAGCUUCUUUCUGUCAUAAUGAGUCAUGUCUUUUUUAUAAAGGCUGUGAGUUAUUCAGGUGUUUAUUUGCAAUAUACACACAAGUGCCAAAUAUUAACCAAAAAUAGUGAUGCGAUUACGUUUAGAUCAAGUCAAUUAACAUUAUAGGACAAGAGGCACAAUUGAAUUAUUUAAAAUGUUCUUCCCUAUUUAACUAUGUUUAGUGUAGUCUUGAUAGGUGUUGGCAGCAAUCGAUGAUGUUCUGAAAUACUGUUACAGGCUGCUGUACAGCUGACAUGACCUGACUGAAAUGACCACGAAAUCAGAAACAGAAGACCUGUUUUUCUGGCCUUAUUGUGAUCAUUUCUUGAUUGAGCAAUACUGUGAUGAAGCAAAUGACUGCUGAUGCCACACAUCUAUAUGUGGACUUAAAGGGUGUCUCUAAACCAAACGGAGCAAAUAUUGGCUCAUUCAGCCAUGUUGAAUGGUAUUUUGUGAACAUCUUUAGGUCAAGAUGUAUUUGUGAAAUUUGAAACCAGUGUGUAUAUAUAUUUUGUAGUAUUUACCUCAAUCUAUUUUGUAGCUUUACUCUUUAUUUUUAUUCAUUGACCCCGCCUGCCAAAGAAAAUCCAACUUAAAGGGUUAUUUUCCCGCCAAGUAAAUCUUCCAUAAAGUUCUUUUUUGUGGGCUAUGGAAAUUAUACUCUAGCCCAGAUUCCAAUUGUGAUGGAAAUGCAUAAUUGAACAGUCAGCUGAGGGCUGUUUCUGUGUCAUUUGCAAUAACAUUCCAAUGUCAAACUGUGAUAAACUUUGUUCAGGUACAAUGUAGACAAUAAAACUAUUCUUCUGA